AGCCGCAAUUGUAUCUGUUUUCCUUGUCUGUUUUGACACCGAGAACAAUAUAAUCGUCUUGUUUCCAUUGAAGUUUCCACGAAAUUUGCAUAUUGCAGUCAAGCAGAAUGACCGAUCUGCAUGUGCUUUUUGGGUCCAUCAGUCUGGUUCCAGAUAGAUCGCGUCCACGGAACCUGAAAGCAUCAGUUUUGUACUCUCCACCCAAUUUCUUCGCUACUCUAUUAUUGCAGGGGCAUAGAACACUGUCAGCACAAACCAUUCCUUUCUACCAUCCCCAUUUCAGCUCCUCAACUGAGGACAUCACAACUCGAGUACUCGAUCCAGCAACCAAGAACACAGCAAGCAAACAGCUCGUUUGCAGGGAGCAUCAAGAAAUCUGUCCCCUGGUACUCUUCUACAACUCUGGUAGCCACAGCACCUGCCCGGCAGUCCAGCAGCCAUCGAAGGUCUCUGACAGCCUCAUGGCUGAUCUGUCCCUGCGUAAGCGUAAGUGAAGUAUUCCUCCAGUCAUCCUCUCGUCGUUUACAAAAUGGAGGGACCAGUUGUGAGUGCUUCAACUGGGGUGAUGAACUCCCUGCUCGCCAAGCUCUCUGCGCUGGUUGAGGGGCAGUACGGGCUCCUUGAAGGUACGAAGUGCGAUAUCACUUUCCUAAGGAAUGAGCUUAGCAGCAUGACUGCCCUGCUCGAGAAACUCGCAACAGCGGAGAAGCUUGACACGCAGGUCAAGGUUUGGAGGGACAACAUACGCGAGCUGAGCUACGAUAUUGAGGACUGCAUUGACAUCUUCAUGCAUAAGCUGAAUCGCGGUGACCCUCAGGCAGGUUUUGCAAAGAACAUAAUUGAUCAGAUUAAGAAGCUAUGGUCACGCUACCAGAUUGCAAACCAGAUUCAAGAGCUCAAGGCUCGUGUGAUUGAGGAGAGCGAGCGGUGGCUGAGGUACAAGUGCGAUGAAUCUAUUGCCGUUGCAGGAAAGAUUGAGAUUGACCCGCGAUUGCCGGCGCUCUAUGUGGAAGCAGAGAAACUUGUUGGUAUCAAUGGUCCUAUACAGGUCAUCGAAUGGUUGAUGAAGGAUGACUCAACACAGCAACUCAAAGUGGUGUCUAUUGUGGGGUUUGGAGGACUCGGAAAAACAACUCUUGCGAACCAAGUGUAUAACAAGAUCAAAGGCCAAUUUGACUGCACAGCUUUUGUUCCAGUUUCGCGGAGUCCUGUCAUAAAGAAGAUAUUGCGUGAUCUGCUUGCAGAACUAGGGAGUAAGACUAGUGCGUCAGAUGAUGAGCGGCAACUCAUAAAUGAGCUCAGAGAAUACCUGCAAGACAAAAGGUACUUAAUCAUUGUUGAUGAUAUUUGGAGCACAACCGCAUGGGAAUUUGUGAAGUCUGCUUUACCCGAGAAUAACUUGCACAGUAGAAUAAUUACUACUACAAGACAUUCUGAUGUAGCCAAAUCAUGCUGCUCAAGUUAUGAAGGAUAUAUUCACAACAUUCAACCUCUAAGUGACCAGGACUCCACAAUGUUGUUUUAUAAAAGAGUCUUUCAAAGUCAGCGCCCCUGCCCACCUCACUUAGAAGAAGUUUCUCUGGCAAUCAUACAAAAAUGUCAUGGUUUGCCGCUAGCUAUUAAUACAGUAGCUAGUUUGCUAGCUAACAAAUCUGAAGCAAUAGACCAAUGGGAGCAAGUAAGAGAUUCCAUGGUUUCUGGACUAAAUUCACUUGUUCGGGACAUACUUUUGCUUAGCUAUUAUGAUCUUCCUUAUCAUCUGAAGUCCUGCUUCUUAUAUCUUUCUAUAUUUCCAGAAGAUUGCAAGAUUAAAAGGGAUAAGUUAAUAUGGAGAUGGAUAGCUGAGGGUUUUAUCCCAGAUGUAAUGGGGCAAACAUUGGAUCAAACAGGAGAUAACUACUUUAAUGAUCUUAUCAACAGGAGCUUGAUACAACCUAUUGAUAUAGCCUACGAUGGUAUGGCCAGAGCCUGCCGGAUCCAUGAUAUGGUGCUUGAUCUUAUCAUCUCACUGUGCACAGAGCAGAACUUUGUCACAAUAGUAGAUGGACAAGUCUAUAAAUGUUCUACUAACAAGAUUCGACGGCUCUCUCUUCUAUCCGGUUUUUUGGAAAAUGAUGUGCUGCAGAAUAUUAUGAACAAGUGUGCACAUGUUCGUUCUCUUAUUAGGUUCCGCGUGGUAGAUAAGGAAGCACCUCAUCUGCCAAUAUUUCAUUCUUUAAGAGUAUUGGUUUUACGAUGUACUUGUGACCUGGGAAACCAACAUAUUAAAUAUAUUGGAAGCUCUUUGCAAUUGAAGUAUUUGGAAAUAGGUUGUCCUAGUAUUACUGAGCUUCCCAAUAGAAUUGGAGAUCUGCAGUAUUUACAAACAUUGGACAUACAUGGCAGCAAAAUUAGAAAAUUACCACCAACCAUAGGUAAUUUGAAAAAUUUGGUCCGCCUACUUGUUGAUUUUCAUUUAGAAUUGCCGGAUGAGAUUGGAGAUCUGCAAGCGUUACACAUGCUGUCACAUGCUUACUCCUAUGACUCCCUGAAAUUUUGGGAGCAGCUCAGACGACUGACCAACCUAAGGGUCCUUCUGAUAAGACUACAUGACAGCAAUGAACUUGAUUAUCAUGGCAAUGGGAAGUACCAGCAAGCUUUGGAGUCAUCCCUCACUGUAUUGGGUAAAUGUGGUCUUCAGUCACUCGAGAUUGACAGUAAUGAUUACUCCACAAAUAAAUUGAUGGAUCUAUUGUGCUACAAUGCUCCAUUUCUCCGGAAGCUGUGUAAUCAGAGUUAUAUCAGUAGGCUUCCGCAUGGAAUGCAAUCUCUUGUGAAUCUUGCCCACCUUGACAUCCGUAUUACUCGCAUUAAACAUGAAGACCUCUGCAUCCUUGGUGCCAUUCCAACCCUGCUCUAUGCCAUGCUGACUUCAUUGGAAGCACCUACUGAAAGGCUUAGUAUUGGUCGCCAACAGUUCUAUAACCUUAGGGAGUUUAUUUUCAGGUCCUACGGGGAAGGUGGGCUGAGGAUGGUGACCGAACAGGAAGCAAUGCCAAAGGUCAGAAGUUUACAUCUUAGUUUUAGAGCAAAGGAAACAGAAUCCAAGAUAGGUUUUGAGUUCCGCUUUGUGCACCUUACGAAUCUGGAGCACCUCCGUGCCACGAUCGAUUGUUAUAUGGCCACUAGAAGCAGAGUGGAGGCUGCAGAAGCUGCCAUCAGGAACACAGCCAGCAUCCAUCCGGGACAUCCUGCACUACAAAUUGAGAGGUGCAGGGAGUACAAAACGGUGGAGGAUGAGAACGCCAAGGAAAUGAGGCUGCAAGACGAUAUAAUAUACAAGGAGGUGGUUCGUCAAGAGCACGCACGAAAACGCAAGUGUUGUGAGGACCUACUGCCAUACUAGUGCACUACUGUAUUAAACAAGAAACUUAGUCUACUGUUUCAUCACGUCUUGUUCCAUUUCCUCACUCUGUUUCUGUGUGUGCGCGUGUGUGUGUGUAUGCUUUUGAGCUGGAUGAUCAACAAUUCUAUUGUCGACCGCCAAGGUGCAUCACCAUGCUAUGCUUUGGGUAAUCGAUGAUCAUGUUUGGAACAUUCAGAACACACAGAUUCAUCUUGCAGCUAUUUGCAGUUGCACUUAAUUUUCCUU
Molecule: messenger RNA, 3631 nt
Organism: Panicum hallii
Lineage: Eukaryota; Viridiplantae; Streptophyta; Magnoliopsida; Poales; Poaceae
Product: putative disease resistance RPP13-like protein 2
Exons: 2
Coding region: 530-3385 (951 amino acids)
Biological process (GO): defense response to other organism
Molecular function (GO): ADP binding
Source: RefSeq, a predicted model, not a curated record